This is a messenger RNA of Sapajus apella (tufted capuchin), 6289 nucleotides long. RefSeq names its product ADAM metallopeptidase with thrombospondin type 1 motif 10 (gene ADAMTS10). Gene Ontology annotation, biological process: extracellular matrix organization; proteolysis. Gene Ontology annotation, cellular component: extracellular matrix. NCBI's taxonomy places the organism in Eukaryota, Metazoa, Chordata, Mammalia, Primates, Cebidae. Bases 2958 to 6167 code for a protein of 1069 amino acids. The transcript is spliced from 25 exons. Gene Ontology annotation, molecular function: metalloendopeptidase activity. The record is from RefSeq and is a predicted model, not a curated record.
GUGUCCUCAUCGGGCUGUGAGGCAGCGGGGAUCUGGUGCCCUGGAUGGGGGAGGGCGUCCUGCUGUGCGACUGGGGUCGGUGCCGGAGGUCCCCAAGUGCGCGCUCCACUGAUCGUGCCUGGGGUGGCCGUGGGUUGGUUUGGGGUGUGUGUGUGUGUGUGUGUGCGUGGCCGUCCACGUAGGGGCGGAGUGGUUGUGCAUUCCAGGUGUGUGUCAGUGUCCGGGGAUGCGUCUCUGUUGUGUAUCUGCCUGUGUGUGUGUGUUCAGUGUGUGCGCAUAGGGGUUUGCUGUGUGCACGCAGAUUUGGAGGUGAGUGUGUGUGUCCCCAAGCAUCUGUGCGUUUGUCUCUGUGAUGUGUGUGUAAAUGCCUGUGUGUGUCUGGUGCGUGGGGGGGUGUCUGGGUCCGUGUCUCGGACUUUCGAGUUUGUCUCUGGUCUGGUGUGAGCAUGCAAAUGAGCGUGUAUGUGUCCGAGUAUAGGCCUGUGUGUCUGUCUCCUUGGGUUGUCUGUGUGUAUGUGAGUGUGUGUUUCUAUGUGUGUAGGCCCCGGGUAUGUGUAUUUGUGUGUCCGUGUGUUUCUCUGGCUUGCCCCUUGUGUGCGUGUGUAAAUGAGUGUGUGUUUACACAUGUCUGGAAGUGUGUAGUUGUGUCUUCAUGUGUUUGUCUGAGUGUGCACUGAGCCUGUCGGCGUGUGUAUCUUUGGGGGAGGCUUCCUGGCGUCUUUUGUGAGUCUGCAGUGCCCCAGCGCCGGUCUCUGGCUGCGCGGGGUGUGUGUGUGUGUGUUGCUGCCAGUGUGUGUUUGUGUGUCUGGGUGUGGGAGUGGCGCCGCCCACUUCCCCUGAGUUGGUCACUGAGGCCACAGCCGUCUGUCUCAGGGUGCCUCCAGCGGUCGGGCUCAGGGCCUUUAAUUAGCGGUCGGUUGUGGGGGACCAGCCCGGGCGCCGGCCCCCUCCUCCCGCAGGCCCCAGCUGGGCCUUUGUCUGCUCUCCGGGCAGGGGCUGCCUCCUGCCGGCCUGGCCAGAUGUGCAGCGGGAGGAGGCAGGCAGCCGGCAGGCUGGGGCCUCUGCCUGGGCAGACGCGGCCUUGGCCUCUACAGGGGACCUGCCGUCGGCCCUGUCCCCCCAGCCUGGCUGGAGAGGUCUAGGUGUAGAGCUGAGGGUCCCUCUAGGAUCCCCAGGAUAGGAUCGGACGGAUCCUCUGUUUCUAAGCCAUUUCCAUUUCCCGGAGGCAUUUCCUCCUCCAGGCCUGGCACCCUCCCCUACGCUGGCCACCUCCCUCCUGCCUUCAGGGAGGAGGGGCUGGAGGAAUGGCCAGGCCUGGGUACACACACACGGAGUCACACACUCACAUGCUAUAAUCCAUAUGCAGUCACAGGUCACACACACGGUCACAUGCCAUAAUAUACAUGCAGUCACAUGCUCACAGUCACACACACAUGGUCACACUUACAUGCUGUAAUACACAUGCAGUCACACACACACAGGGUCUCACACACACACGUGCUGUAAUCCACAUUUAGUCACAUGCUCACAUACAGGGUCACACACUCAUGCUGUAAUCCACAUGCAGUCACUUGCUCACAGACACAGGGUCACACACUCACAUGCUGUAACCCAUAUGCAGUCAUGCUCACAUACAGGGUCACACACUCAUGCUGUAAUACACAUGCAGUCACGCAGUCACACACAGGGUCACAUGCUCACAUGCUGUAAUCCACAUGCAGUCACGUUCACAUACAGGGUCACACACAUGCUGUAAUACACAUACACUCACACAGGGUCUCACAUGCAGUCACAUGUGAGUCAUACAUGUCACAUGCUCACACAGGACCACAUACUCACAUGCUGUAAUGCACACGCAUGUAAUACACACACAUAGUCACACGCCACAGUGCAGAUCCCUCUCUGGCAUCCCGUUGCCCACCACCAUCUCUGUCCCCGAGCCCCUCUCAAGGUUCAUCUGCUGCCCCAGACACACUGCCUUGUUCAUGUCCCCCCACCACCCACCACCCAGUACCCGGGGCUGUGUCACACCUCUCCAGCACCUUGUGAGCAGGGCCCCAGCUCAGACACCUGUGAACCUUCUGCAGACCCCCUCUUCCCCCAACCCCAUGCAUUGUGCACAGGUGAGUCCCCUGCCCCUGCCCCCACCCCCUAUGCUGGGUCCUUCCACAAUGUCCCAAGCCUUGUCCCUCACCCCCUACCUCAGUCCAAAGCAUAGAAGGGGGUGUGAGGGUUUUGGGAGGAGCGCCUCACUUCAGAGGACAGUGAUGAGGACUGGGGGUGUUAGGGGGACCGGGACAGACCCAAAGACACUCUAGACAAGACUAGAGAGCCCCUGAAGGAGGAGGAUGGGCACCAGGCCUGGCAAAGCAAGAACGGGAGAGGAGGGAGGGAGCCAAUGGAGACGUGGGGGAGGUCCCUGCUUCACUUGCAAUGUGUGUGUUGCUACCUUUCAGGGGUGGCUUAGGGCAGGAGGGGGGUGUCAGAGGUUCCCAACCAGGAAGGGCCUUGAUUUGGGAGUUGGUUGACACCUCCAAAGAAGGAAUAAGGGAGAAGCAAGAAGAGAUGGAGAGGGAGAAGAGGUGGGUCUUGUUGGAGGGGUUCAUUAGUAACAGAAGAAAGAAAAGGUUUAAGGGAAGUUCUUCAGGGGCAGAGAGAGGGUCAGAAUUUCCUCAGCGAUCCCUGAGCUACAGACUCAGGUCGUGCUGAAGAUCAGCCCGGCUCCUCUUUGACCCCUCCCUGCCCAGGCUCCAAAGAAGAAGAAACCAAGGCCCAGAGAGGCCCAGGUGCAGGAAGCAGGCAAGGGAAGGAUCCGAACAGGAGCCCAACACUACUCCACCAACUGAAGCCCCCAAAAGGAGCCCGGUGAUGCUGCGCAGGCUGUGAACAGGAGAGGCGGCACUGUGGGGGCUGCCGGCAGCCAGGGCUGGGGAGAGACAUGUGGACACGUGGCCUCUAUGGCUCCCGCCUGCCAGAUCCUCCGCUGGGCCCUCGCCCUGGGGCUGGGCCUCACCUUCGAGGUCACACACGCCUUCCGGUCUCAAGAUGAGUUCCUGUCCAGUCUGGAGAGCUAUGAGAUCGCCUUCCCCACCCGUGUGGACCACAACGGGGCACUACUGGCCUUCUCUCCACCACCUCCCCGGAGGCAGCGCCGGGGCACAGGGGCCACAGCCGAGUCCCGCCUCUUCUACAAGGUGGCCGCACCCAGCACCCACUUCCUGCUGAACCUGACCCGAAGCUCCCGUCUACUGGCAGGGCACGUCUCCGUGGAGUACUGGACACGGGAGGGCCUGGCCUGGCAGAGGGCUGCACGACCCCACUGCCUCUACGCUGGUCACUUGCAAGGCCAGGCCAGCAGCUCCCGUGUGGCCAUCAGCACCUGUGGAGGCCUGCAUGGCCUGAUUGUGGCAGACGAGGAAGAGUACCUGAUUGAGCCACUGCAAGGUGGGCCCAAGGGUUCUCGGGGCCCGGAGGAAGGUGGACCACAUGUGGUGUACAAGCGCUCCUCUCUGCGUCACCCCCACCUGGACACAGCCUGUGGAGUGAGAGAUGAGAAACCGUGGAAAGGGCGGCCGUGGUGGCUGCGGACCUUGAAGCCGCCGCCUGCCAGGCCACUGGGGAAUGAAACAGAGCGUGGCCAGCCAGGCCUGAAGCGAUCGGUCAGCCGAGAGCGCUACGUGGAGACCCUGGUGGUGGCUGAUAAGAUGAUGGUGGCCUAUCACGGGCGCCGGGAUGUGGAGCAGUAUGUGCUGGCCAUCAUGAACAUUGUUGCCAAACUUUUCCAGGACUCGAGUCUGGGAAACACCAUUAACAUCCUGGUGACUCGCCUCAUCCUGCUCACGGAGGACCAGCCCACUCUGGAGAUCACCCACCAUGCCGGGAAGUCCCUGGACAGCUUCUGCAAGUGGCAGAAAUCCAUCGUGAACCACAGCGGCCAUGGCAAUGCCAUUCCAGAGAACGGUGUGGCUAACCAUGACACAGCAGUGCUCAUCACACGCUAUGACAUCUGCAUCUACAAGAACAAACCCUGUGGCACACUAGGCCUGGCCCCCGUGGGUGGAAUGUGUGAGCGCGAGAGAAGUUGCAGCGUCAAUGAGGACAUUGGCCUGGCCACGGCAUUCACCAUUGCCCACGAGAUUGGGCACACAUUCGGCAUGAACCAUGACGGCGUGGGAAACAGCUGCGGGGCCCGUGGUCAGGACCCGGCCAAGCUCAUGGCUGCCCACAUUACCAUGAAGACCAACCCAUUCGUGUGGUCAUCCUGCAGCCGUGACUACAUCACCAGCUUUCUAGACUCGGGCCUGGGUCUCUGCCUGAAUAACCGGCCCCCAAGACAGGACUUUGUGUACCCGACAGUGGCGCCAGGCCAGGCCUACGAUGCAGAUGAGCAAUGCCGCUUUCAGCAUGGAGUCAAAUCGCGUCAGUGUAAAUACGGGGAGGUCUGCAGCGAGCUGUGGUGUCUGAGCAAGAGCAACCGGUGCAUCACCAACAGCAUCCCAGCCGCCGAGGGCACGCUGUGCCAAACGCACACCAUCGACAAGGGGUGGUGCUACAAGCGGGUUUGUGUCCCCUUCGGGUCGCGCCCCGAGGGCGUGGACGGAGCCUGGGGACCAUGGACUCCGUGGGGCGACUGCAGCCGAACCUGCGGCGGCGGCGUGUCCUCUUCCAGCCGUCACUGCGACAGCCCCAGACCAACCAUCGGCGGCAAAUACUGUCUGGGUGAGAGAAGGCGGCACCGCUCCUGCAACACGGAUGACUGUCCCCCUGGUUCCCAGGACUUCAGAGAAAUGCAGUGUUCUGAAUUUGACAGCAUCCCUUUUCGUGGGAAAUUCUACACAUGGAAAACGUACCGGGGAGGGGGCGUGAAGGCCUGCUCACUCACAUGCCUAGCAGAAGGCUUCAACUUCUACACGGAGAGGGCGGCAGCCGUGGUGGACGGGACACCCUGCCGUCCAGACACGGUGGACAUUUGCGUCAGUGGCGAAUGCAAGCACGUGGGCUGUGACCGAGUCCUGGGCUCCGACCUUCGGGAGGACAAGUGCCGAGUGUGUGGCGGUGAUGGCAGUGCCUGCGAGACCAUCGAGGGGGUCUUCAGCCCAGCCUCACCUGGGGCCGGGUACGAAGAUGUCGUCUGGAUUCCCAAAGGCUCUGUCCACAUCUUCAUCCAGGAUCUGAACCUCUCUCUCAGUCACUUGGCCCUGAAGGGAGACCAGGAGUCCCUGCUGCUGGAGGGGCUGCCUGGGACCCCCCAACCCCAUCGCCUGCCUCUGGCUGGGACCACCUUUCAGCUGCGACAGGGGCCAGACCAAGUCCAGAGCCUGGAAGCCCUGGGACCCACCAAUGCAUCUCUCAUCGUUAUGGUGCUGGCCCGGACCGAGCUGCCUGCCCUCCGCUACCGUUUCAAUGCCCCCAUCGCCCGUGACUCACUGCCCCCCUACUCCUGGCACUAUGCGCCCUGGACCAAGUGCUCAGCACAGUGUGCAGGCGGUAGCCAGGUGCAGGCGGUAGAGUGUCGCAACCAGCUGGACAGCUCGGCAGUCGCCCCCCACUACUGCAGCGCCCACAGCAAGCUGCCCAAGAGACAGCGCGCCUGCAACACGGAGCCUUGCCCACCAGACUGGGUUCUAGGGAACUGGUCGCGCUGCAGCCGCAGUUGCGAUGCGGGCGUGCGCAGCCGCUCGGUUGUGUGCCAGCGCCGCGUCUCGGCCGCAGAGGAGAAGGCACUGGACGACAGCGCGUGCCCGCAGCCGCGCCCACCUGUGCUGGAGGCCUGCCACGGCCCCACUUGCCCUCCGGAGUGGGCGGCCCUCGACUGGUCUGAGUGCACCCCCAGCUGCGGCCCAGGCCUCCGCCACCGAGUGGUCCUCUGUAAGAGCGCGGACCACCGCUCCACGCUGCCUCCCGCACACUGCCCGCCUGCCGCCAAGCCGCCGGCCACCAUGCGCUGCAACUUGCGCCGCUGCCCCCCGGCCCGCUGGGUGGCAGGCGACUGGGGUGAGUGCUCGGCACAGUGCGGCGUCGGGCAGCAACAGCGUUUAGUGCGCUGCACCAGCCACACAGGCCAGGCGUCUCACGAGUGUACGGAGGCCUUGCGGCCGCCCACCACACAGCAGUGUGAGGCCAAGUGCGACAGCCCGCCCCCCGGGGAUGGCCCUGAAGGGAUGUAAAUGAUAUAUUCACUUGAGGGGUACUCCAGAAGGGAGAUAUAAUAAAAUGAUCCCCCAAGGGCCAGUGGGCAAGGUGACUCACGCCUUUAAUUCCAGCACUUUGGGAGGGUGAACUGCAAAGA